Messenger RNA from Rangifer tarandus platyrhynchus (Svalbard reindeer), 606 nucleotides. Lineage: Eukaryota; Metazoa; Chordata; Mammalia; Artiodactyla; Cervidae. The record is from the annotation of a GenBank genome assembly.
AUGGCGGUGCAAAUUUCCAAGAAGAGGAAGUUUGUCGCUGAUGGCAUCUUCAAAGCUGAACUGAACGAGUUUCUCACUCGGGAGCUGGCUGAAGAUGGGUACUCUGGAGUUGAGGUCCAAGUUACACCAACCAGGACAGAAAUCAUUACCUUGGCCACCAGGACACAGAAUGUACUUGGUGAGACGGGCCGGCGGAUCCGGGAGUUGAGUGCUGUAGCUCAGAAGAGAUUUGGCUUCCCUGAAGGCAGUGUAGAGCUUUAUGCUGAAAAGAUAGCCACAAGAGGACUGGGUGCCAUUGCCCAGGCAGAAUCUCUGUGCUACAAGCUCCUAAGAGGCCUUGCUGUCUGGAGGGCCUGCCAUGGUGUGCUGCGGUUCAUCAUGGAGAGUGGGGCCAAAGGCUGUGAGGUCAAGGGUGUGCUGGACAUCAAGGUAAAGAUCAUGCUGCUUUGGGACCCAACUGGUAAGAUUGGCCCUAAGAAGCCUCUGCCUGAUUACGUGAGCACUGUGGAACCCAAAGACGAAAUACUGCCCACCACCCCCAUCUCUGAACAGAAGGGUGGGCAGCCAGAGCCGCCUGCCAUGCCCCAGCCUGUACCCACAGCAUAA